This is a messenger RNA of Anopheles merus, 2480 nucleotides long. Its product is annotated as neurogenic protein big brain-like. The transcript is spliced from 7 exons. Gene Ontology annotation, biological process: transmembrane transport. The record is from RefSeq and is a predicted model, not a curated record. The coding region runs from base 247 to 2082 and encodes 611 amino acids. Lineage: Eukaryota; Metazoa; Arthropoda; Insecta; Diptera; Culicidae. Gene Ontology annotation, molecular function: water channel activity. Gene Ontology annotation, cellular component: plasma membrane.
AUGUUGGCUCCGGCCAACCGGCAUCUCUCGAGCGCACCACACCAUUUCGGAUGAUCAUAACACGCAACGCAGCGACCGUGAACGCACGUGUUUUUCGUACAGUUUGGUUCGCUCCUUGUUCGCUCCGUGGACGUUGUGUGUUGAUCAGUACCUAGAGUGACUUCAGUACAUCGGUAUCAAGCAAUGGCAGUGACAUUAGUGGCGUUUUUCUGAAAGUGCUUCACCGUACCAAGUGCUCAGUUUGCAAUGAAUCAAUCGACGACUUCGGAGGAGUCGCACUGUCACAUAAUGGAUAAGAACAUCGACUUCCAUAUCGUUCAGCUGUUCGAGCGGCUGGAAACGCUCCGGAAGGAUCCGGGCCCGAAGCUAUCCCUCUCCGUGCAGGGACGUGCCAACAUGCACAAGGAGCUGCGUACGCUGGAGCUUUGGAGAUCGGUCACGUCCGAGUGUUUGGCUUCGUUCUUCUACGUGUUUGUCGUGUGCGGUGCAGCUGCCGGUGCGGGCGUUGGAGCGAGCGUCUCCUCCCUGCUGCUGGCCACCUCGCUCGCUUCCGGCCUGAUCGUCAUCGUGCUGACGCAGUGCUUUCUGCACGUCUCAGGCGCUCAUAUAAAUCCAGCUGUCACCAUGGCCCUGGCGGUGACACGGAAGAUAUCGGCUCUGCGGGCCAUCCUCUACAUUACGGCCCAGUGCGGUGGAUCGAUCGCCGGUGCAGCCAUGCUUUAUGGAGUAACAGUUCCGGGUUACCAAGGUAAUCUACAGGCAGCUGUUUCGCACAGUGCUCAGCUAGCACCCUGGGAGCGGUUCGGGGUCGAGUUCAUCCUAACCUUCAUCGUUGUGCUGGCGUACCUCAUUUCGACCUGUUCCUUCAAGAAGUAUUUCGGAUCGUCCGCGAUCGUCAUCGGUGCGGCGUACAGUGCGUGUAGCUUCGUAUCGAUGCCCUACCUGAAUCCAGCCCGUUCCCUGGGUCCCUCGUUUGUGCUGAACAAAUGGGACAACCACUGGGUGUACUGGAUUGGGCCGUUCUUCGGCGGCAUCAUUGCCGGUCUGAUCCAUCAGUUUGUGUUUACGCCGAAACCGAAAUCCAAGAGCAAAUCGAAGAGUGGCAACAGCUCAAGCAUCUCCGCCGUUGCCGCCGAGGAGCCGAACAACUACACGGUGGAUGUGAGCAAGAUGGCCGCGGCGCAGGGUGUCGUCGGGAAGUUCCAAAACGCCCGGCACCACAGUGGAACGCUGCCGUCGCGCUUCUGCCACAGCAUGUACGCGAGCAGCGAUCAGCCGACGAUCAAGAUUGAACCGCUAGAUCCGAUCUACGGCGCUGCCGGCAAGUCCAUGUUUGGGAAGAGUCCGCAAAUGUCCCGCUCGAACUUGAAUCGCUCGCAGUCGGUGUACGCUAAGAGCAAUACGGCACUGCAUCAGGAGAUUCCGGCUACCGUAGCGGCCACGGCAACCCUGCGCCCGGGCAUGCUGGUCCCAGCACAGAGUCUAUACCCGCUGCGAGUGUCUCAGCAGCAGCAGCAGCAGCAACAGCAACCACACGUACACACGCAAAACCAGAACGUACAGAAUCAGCUGCAUCAGCGCUCGGAAAGCAUCUACGGUAUGCGUAGUGCCGUGCGACAGCAGCAACAGUUGGCCGACCAUCUUUCUCAGCAGCUUGCCCCACGGCCAAGCCACUCGGAAGCGGGCCAGACCGGCUUUCAGCCCAUCUACUCCGUGCGGAACAAUCCCGCCUGCUCGACCGAUGGUUUGCGCGAUGUCCACGAACAGGCUGGCUGCGAUAAGGUAAUCAACACGCUGGCCCGGACCGACCGGCCCGAAUCGGUGUACGCCGCAACGCGCCGCAUCCACUCGACACACUCGGACGACAGCUCGUACGGGUCGUACCACGGCAAUGGGCAGGGUAAUACGCCACCCACUCGCAACGAUCCGCAUCAGCAGCACGGUGGUCCGUACGGUGGAGCUUCCCUGCUGCAUCCCGCGUCCAGCUCACGCACGCUGCCCCAUCCGCACGGACAUCGAGGCGUGAUCCUGCACGAUCCUAACAUGCCACCGCCACCGCCACCGCUCAUGAGCUGUAGCUAAGCGGGGAGCGCACGCUCCACACCACCACCACCAAAUGAACCCGUAGCCGUUAAGAGUGUAGAGUUUUUUGCGUGUUUGCGUGUGUACUGCGUUUAUACGAAAUAGUGAUCCUAUUAGACUGUAAGCAUGUUAUUUAUAAAUCAGAACUAAGCCACAAGACAGGCUCCCGCUCCUCCCUACCCUGUAGAUUGUAGUAAUUUAUGGCCAGCUUGAAAGGAUGUCACAUUGCUGUUGUGAUGAGCUGUGGGAAGGUGAAGACUGAGCAAAUAUAAGCGAACAUAGCGAACGCAAAACGAAUCGAGCAAAACCGUUGUAAUUGAGAAGAAUUUCUAUGUUUUGUGUACUUAUGGUGAAUAAAAUAUAAUCCUGGUUAAAGAAAAAAUGACGACUUUUCUUGA